Molecule: messenger RNA, 692 nt
Organism: Salarias fasciatus (jewelled blenny)
Lineage: Eukaryota; Metazoa; Chordata; Actinopteri; Blenniiformes; Blenniidae
Gene: apoda.2
Product: apolipoprotein Da, duplicate 2
Exons: 5
Coding region: 120-692 (190 amino acids)
Biological process (GO): lipid transport; response to reactive oxygen species; brain development
Cellular component (GO): cytoplasm
Molecular function (GO): lipid binding
Source: RefSeq, a predicted model, not a curated record
GAGGCGGCUUGACGAUGUAAUCGGUGUUGACACGCUUGGUGUUUGGAUCUUUAAAAGAGCCUCACAGACCGGGAGUCCUGCACACAGGAACCUGCUCACACACAGGUGGAGGUGAGAAGAUGAACUCCCUGCAGGUGGUCUCCCUGGCUCUGCUGCUUGCUGCUGCAGCCAGCGCUCAAGUCUUGAAGUUUGGCAAAUGUCCACAACCUGCAGUUCAGGCCAACUUCGAUGCUGCCAGGUACCUUGGUAAGUGGUAUGAGAUCGAGAAGCUGCCCACGACCUUCCAGAAAGGUCAAUGCAGCACUGCUGUCUACACCCUGAAGAGUCCUGGAGUCGUCGGAGUCCUGAACAGUGAAGUGCUUGAUGAUGGGACUGUUAAUUCCAUCGAGGGCACCGCUGCAGUCAAGGACCCUGCUGAGCCCGCCAAGCUGGAGGUCUCCUUCUUCGAAAACUCUCCUCCUGGUCCCUACUGGGUCCUGUCCACUGACUACAAGAGCCACGCUCUGGUCUACGGCUGCACCGACUUCAUCCUGUUCCGCAUGGAGUUUACCUGGAUCAUGAGCAGGGGGCCCACCCUGCCCGAGGAGACCGUCCAGGAGCUGCGCAGCAUCCUGUCCUCUGUGGGAGUCGACAUCAACAAGUUGGUCCCCACCAACCAGGAUAAGGCGUACUGCGCCCCCCUGAACCAGUAA